Messenger RNA from Magallana angulata, 890 nucleotides. RefSeq lists its product as uncharacterized. The record is from RefSeq and is a predicted model, not a curated record. NCBI's taxonomy places the organism in Eukaryota, Metazoa, Mollusca, Bivalvia, Ostreida, Ostreidae. Bases 1 to 804 code for a protein of 267 amino acids. The transcript has 6 exons.
AUGACUCCGGGGCCAAUUCGGGUGACGUAUCGCCGUGUGGCGGAGAUCCGCCAAGUUGAACUCCAGCAUUUGGUUGCCCAAGUGAAGACCAAUUUCAACCUGCUGUUCGAAUUGGCAACAACAAGGGUGCAUUACAAAUGUAAAGUGAAUGGAUGUACUGAGGAUGUGCGAGUUACACUAGAUACAGUCUCAUCUGCUGUAUACUUGAAAUGGAUUUGUAGCAAUAAGCACAUUGCACACAAAUGGCGUUCCCAGUCUCUCCUCAACCGGGGUCUCCACAGUGGGGAUGCUCGUAUUUCAGCUAGUCUGGUUGCCACUGGAAACAACUUUCAAAAGCUUGCAUUGUUUGCAAGUUUUUGGAAAUUGCCUUUCCUGUCAUCAUCUUCAUUUUGGAAAAUUCAGCGAACUUAUGUAGUGCCCAGCAUUGUUGAAAUAUGGGAAAGUCAUCAAAAUGAGGUUUUGGAUGAAUUUCGAGGAAAAGAUCUUGUUCUUUAUGGGGAUGGGCGUAUGGACAGCCCUGAACAUUGUACACAGUACUGCACCUAUACACCUAUGAAGCACGAUACCCAUAAAAUACUGUGCAUCAUAACAUUGGACAAACGGAUGACUGGAGGAAAAAGCGCAGUGCUGGAGAAGGCAUGUUUUCAGAAAGCGCUCCAGUUCCUCCUUCAUCAUAACAUUAAAAUUGUGGAAAUUGUCACAGAUGCUCAUGUGCAAAUAGAAGCUCUAAUGAGAAAGGACUAUCCCCAAAUCAAACACUCGUUUGAUAUAUGGCAUGGUUCAAAGGAUCUUGGGAAAAAAUAACUCAGGCUGAACAGGAGAAAACGAAGAAACCAUUGCUGUCGUGGGCUCGAGAGGUCGUCAACCACUUUUGGUUCUGCUCUGCUACA